AGGUUUCAGCGGAUGGGAAAUCUGGAUGAUCUGACAAAAGCGAUUAAGUACAGCGAAGGGGCACUAGCUGUUACCCCCCAAGAUCACCCCAACCGAGCGGCCCUUCAAAAUAACCUAGGAGUAAAAUUCUCGAUUAGGUUUGACCGGGGAGGAGACUUCAGAGACCUCCAAAAUUCCAUUAAACACUGCGAGAAUGCACUGGCUGCUGCCCCGCAAGAUCCGAUUCUGCAAAGCCAACUGGGAAGCAGGUUGUUAACGAGAUUUAAGCGGAUGGGAGACCUUGGUGAUCUUCAAAAAGCCAUUAACCACGGCGAAGAGGCACUGGCUAGUAUUGCGCGAGCGCACCCCCAGCGAGCCUCUGUGCACGUUAACCAGGGAGCCACUCUCGCGGCGAGGUUUGAUCGGAUGGGAGACCUCCGUGACCUACAGGAAGCCAUUAAGCACGUUGAAGAGGCUCUCGCUGCGACCCGCCAAGGUCACCCCCAUCGAGCGAUCAUCCACUCUAGCUUGGGCGGCAUGCACAUUAAGAUGUUUGAGCGUACAGAUGAUCUUGGGGACGUCCAAAAAGCCAUCACUCACAGCCAAGACGCACUAGCUGCUACUCCUCAGGAUCACCCUAAUAGGGUGGGCAUACACGAUAAGCUGGGAAAAGGGUUCUCCGCAAGGUUUGAACGGAUAGGAGAACUUGGUGAUCUAACAAAAGCGGUUAAGCACAGCGAGGAGGCACUAGCUGGUACCCCCCAGGACCAUCCCAAGCGAGGGGCCGUACACAAUAACUUGGCACUUAGGUUGGCUUCGAGGUUCGAGCGGAUGGGAGAUACCGGUGACCUCCAAAAAGCUGUUGAGCACGGCGAAGAGGCAUUAGCUGCGACCCCUCAUGAUGACCCCGACCGCGCACGCAGACACAGCACCUUAGGGGUCAUUCUCUUUACGAGAUUUAGGCGGAUAGGAGAUAUUGGUGACCUCUCUAGAGCUAUCGAAAAUAGCGAGGAGGCUCUAGCUGUCUCCGCUCAAGAUCAUCCCCACCGGGCAGAAGUGCAUAAUAGUCUAACGAAGGCGCUCAAAGAGAGGUUUAAGCGGACAGGAGACCUUAAUGACCUCCAGAAUUCCAUUAAGCACGGUGAAGAGGCACUAGCUGCCACUCCCCAAUAUCACCCCUCCCGAGUGGACAUGCAUGGUAACCUGGCGAUGGGUUUGUCUGAGAGGUUUGAGCGGGUAGGAGAUCUUGACGACCUUCAAAAAGCCAUUAAACAUAGCCAAGAAUCGCUAGAUUCAACACCUCAAGAUCACCCCGACCGAGCGGCUAGGCACACCAACCUGGGGGCUAACUUCGCUAGUAGAUUCGAGAGGAUAGGGGAACUAAAUGACCUCGAAAUCGCCAUUAUGCACGGAGAAAAGGCUCUCGAAGCUAGCCUGAGAGAUCACCCCGAACGAGGGGCAUUUUGCAACAACCUGGGAAUCUGGUUGUCCGGGAGGUUUAAAUGCAGAGGGAAUGUUGAUGACAUUCAAAAAGCCAUUAAACUCGGUAAAGAAGCGCUGGCUGCUACCCCUGAACAUCACCCCCUUCGAGUGGCCAUGCACAGAGGCCUGGGGGAAAACUUCUCGGCUAGGUUUGAGCAGACGGGAGAGCUCGGUGACCUCGAGAAAGCUAUCAUCCAUAAAAAAAAGGCAUUAGAGGCUUGCCCUAAGGAUCACCCAGAUCGAGCGACUAUUUGUACUGCCCUUGGUGCAUUAUUGGAAACAAGACUCUCGCGGCUACCCACUAGCGAUGGCCACAGCGAAUGCCUUAGCCUAUACCUCGAGGGCUUCCAUUGCCGCACCUCACCGCCCAGGACCCGGAUUCAGGCGGCUCGGAGAGCUGCUUAUUUACUAUAUUCGGGUGGAAAGUUUCACGAAUCAAGUUCCAUACUCGAGGAUGCAGUUAGCCUGAUGCCAAGCGUCAAUUUACGGUUGCUACAACGGGAUGACCAACAACACAUACUGUCGGAGCUUUCCGGGCUAGCGUCAGCUGCUGCUUCAAUGGCUCUUCAGGCUGGGAGAAAAGCCUAUCACAGCCUAAAGUUACUGGAGCUCGGUCGUGGAAUAAUUAUCGGCUUUGCAAUCGACUCAAGGUCAGAAGUCUCAGAUCUUAAGGCCGACCAUCCCCUGGAAUUCAACCAAUUUGACCGCCUUCGAGUAGAGGUUGACUCCCCGAUGAAUGAAACGAGCUACACGGGUGACGAAACACCCGAACAAUACCGAAAGCGUGCUACAUCAAGACGUUGGGAGGCUGUUAAGGAAAUGGAAGAAACUCUAGCUCGCAUCCGCCAGUUACCUGGAUAUGACGGAUUCCUGCUCCCCCCCCCUCAAGACGCUCUAAUGGAAAUGGCAAGAAAUGGUCCCAUCAUUAUCUUCAACAGCACAUCCUACAGGAGCGAUGCCACAAUUGUCACUACCUCGGCUAUAACGUCAUUAGAGCUUCCGAAGCUUAACUAUGAGAAAGCAAUCGAGUGGAUGGAGAAAUUAGCCAAUUUUGGGAAAGGCCCGGGAGGGCUAUUAAAGAGAGCCCAGGAUAACAAAAAAAUGCGGGACCUCCUUCUUUGGUUAUGGGAUACAGCGGUAGGGCCCGUUUUGGACCACCUUGAAUGCAACGGAGCAAUUAUCAGUGGUGAUGUCCAAGGCGGCGAUCCGAAGCACAUUUGGUGGGUUGGAGUUGGGCAAUUAAGUAUGGCGCCUUUCCACGCCGCUGGGGACCACUCCCGAGGUUCAACCCGUAACACUAUAAGUCGAGCCAUUUCAUCAUACAUCCCAACAAUAAAAGCCCUCACCUAUGCGCGUCAAGUGGAGCUCCGGCUGCUCGACGAGUCUGGUCCCUCUUUCUCAGCGGAACCCUCCAGGAAAGAGAAACCUCUCGGAAGACAGAACCCUCGUUUGCUUCUAAUUCCCAUGCCGAAGACACCCGGCGAGGCAAGUCUACCCGGUGUUGAUAGAGAGGUUCAAUAUAUACAUGAUUCCACCUCUAAAACUCCCGGCGAGACCACUGUGCUAAGCAAUCCAACCCCGGCUAAAGUCCUCAGGCAAAUUCAGCACCACGACAUUGUCCAUUUCGCCUGCCACGGAGUGUCCGACACUAACCCUUCAGACAGCCACCUGCUUCUGCUCACCUCGGAUGGGAAGGGUGCCGAUAAACUGCUGGCUCGUGAUAUAUCGAAUAUAGUUGCACAAAAUGCACAGCUUGCAUACCUUUCAGCCUGCUCCUCCGCCAAGAACUCCUCGGUUAUUUUAGCCGACGAAGUUAUCCAUCUGGCCAGCGCAUUUCAACUCGCCGGAUUUAGCCAUACCCUCGCAAACUUGUGGGAAACAAAUGACGAAGCCUCUAGUCAAGUGGCAAGAGACUUCUACAACCUUCUAUUCCGACGUGAAGGAAAUGGCGAUGGGCACCACCGGGUCACGGCUGCCUUUCACCAAGCUGUGAAGAAAUGUCGGGACAAAAAACCUGCCAAUUUUCUCACCUGGGCCCCCUUCGUGCACACAGGU
Tuber aestivum (summer truffle) is the source of this 3516-nucleotide messenger RNA. The record is from the annotation of a GenBank genome assembly. NCBI's taxonomy places the organism in Eukaryota, Fungi, Ascomycota, Pezizomycetes, Pezizales, Tuberaceae.